AUGGAGCCACGAAGCAGACACAUCCUGGUCGUCGGAGACCAGAGUGUAGAUCCCACCCCCUUCCUCGUGCAUGCAUUAGUCAAGAAGCCCACGCCGCUGCUGCAGGCCUUCCUGCGCGAUGUCCAGCCCCUCCUGCGUCGGGAAAUUGAGGGCCUGCCACAUGGCACGCGCAGCCUGAUCCCAGCCUUUGCAUCGUUGCAUGAACUCGUGGAACAGUACCAGCGCCAGGGGGUACAUCUUGCCUCGCUGGAUAGUGCCUUGACUUGUCUGGCUCAGUUUACUCAUUUCAUCGGGGUCUGCGAAGAGAACCCCCGUGCAUAUCUCCAGCCGGGGAUCUUGAUUAUCGGGACCUGCACUGGUCUGCUGGCUGCGUCGGCUAUUGCCUCGUCAGACUCGCUGGUCGCAUUGAUUCCGCUGGCCGUCGAGACGGUGCGCUUAGCAUUCCGAUUGGGGGCGACAGCAGCGAGAAAGGCAGAGUCUCUGGAGACGAGUCAGACGCCAUGGACCAGUCUAGUCACUGGGGUGGACUCAGCGACGGUGUCGGUCGCAGUAGAGGAGUUCAACCAGACACAGGGACUGCGAUCGUCGCAUCAAGUCUAUGUGAGUAGCGUAGCCACCAACAGCGUCGCAGUCAGCGGCCCUCCAUCCCUCCGAGCUCGCUUGUUUGAGGCAUCGCCUUUGCUGCAGGGAGUACAUCACCGCACACUUCCCAUCCACGCUCCCUACCAUGCCCCCCAUCUCUUUGCAGCUGAAUACGACAUCCUCGAUGCAGCCUCCAUCGACAUCCUCAACCGUUACCACCAGAUUCACACCGUCUGCGGCCUCAACGCCUCCAGUACACGCUCAACUUCAGCCCUGUUCACCGAGUGCAUCGACCGCAUCCUACGAGAAUGCAUGGACUGGAACCAGCUGGUCACGACCAGUCUGAACUUCCUAGCCCCACUAAAUGCUCCCUCCUAUCGCAUUCUCUCGCUAGGACCCACACCACUGGGCAACGCGCUGGCCUCAGCGCUGAAGCACGAACAGCCCGCCGGUCUCAAACUGACGUUAGAAGACCACGCCUCGUGGCUGGCAGCCAACUCGGUACCGACAUAUCUCAGCAGCAGCCCUGCCGGAUGUAACAUCGCCAUCAUUGGGAUGGCGGGGCGAUUUCCCGAUGCUGCGGACCACGAAGCCUUCUGGGAGCUGCUGGCGCAGGGGCUAGAUGUGCAUCGCAAGGUGCCCCCGGAUCGGUUCGACGUCGACGCACACACCGACCCCAGUGGCAACGGCAAGAACAAAUCCCACACGCCCUACGGCUGCUUCAUCGAGGAGCCCGGCAAGUUCGACCCGCGCUUCUUCAACAUGUCGCCGCGCGAGGCCAAACAGACCGACCCGAUGCAGCGACUGGCCAUCACCACAGCCUACGAGGCCAUGGAGUCGUCGGGGUUCGUGCUCAACCGCACCCCGACCACCCACGCCCACCGCGUGGGCACCUUCUACGGCCAGACCAGCGACGACUGGCGCGAGAUCAACGCCGCCGAGAACAUCGACACCUACUUCAUCACCGGCGGGGUGCGCGCGUUCGGCCCGGGCCGCAUGAACUACCACUUCGGCUUCAGCGGGCCGAGCUUCAGCCUCGACACGGCCUGCUCGAGCAGCUUCGCCGCGAUCCAGCUGGCGUGCACCUCGCUGCGGGCCGGGGACUGCGACACGGUGUUCGCGGGGGGCAUGAACGUGCUGACGAACCCGGACAUCUUCGCGGGGCUGUCGAAGGGCCAGUUCCUGUCGAAGACGGGGUCGUGCAAGACGUACGACAACGCGGCGGACGGCUACUGCCGCGGCGACGGGGUGGUGACCGUGAUCCUGAAGCGGGUCGAGGACGCGCUGCGCGAGAACGACCCCAUCCUGGGGAUCAUCCGCGGCACCGCGACGAACCACAGCGCCGAGGCCGUCUCCAUCACGCACCCGCACGCCGGGGCGCAGACCUACCUCUUCCAGAAGAUCAUGAGCGACAUCGGGGUCGACCCCCGCGAGGUCGACUACGUCGAGAUGCACGGCACCGGCACCCAGGCCGGCGACGGCAUCGAGAUUCAGUCCGUCACCAACGUGUUCGCUCCCCCCGGACCCCACCAGCGGGGCCCCCGCCACCAGCCCCUGUAUAUCGGCUCCGCCAAGGCCAACAUCGGCCACGGCGAGGCUGUGUCGGGUGUGUCGGCCCUCGUGAAGGUCCUGCUCAUGUUCCAGAAGAACCUCAUCCCGCCCCACUGCGGCAUCAAGGGCGUCAUCAACCAGGGCUUUCCCUCGGAUCUGCAGGCCCGCGGGGUUCAGAUCGCCUCGCGGCUCACCCCGUUCCCCAAGCCCGCCAAGGGGGGAAGACGGCGCAUGGUCUUUGUGAACAACUUCAGCGCCGCCGGCGGCAACUCCGCCAUGCUGGUCGAAGACGCCCCCGAGCGGCCAGUCGUCGCAGUCGACACGAGCAAGGUGGUCUCAACCGCCGUAGUCGCCGUAUCUGCGAAGUCACUGGCCUCGUUCGGCAACAACGCUCGCAGUCUGUUGGCGUGGAUCGAGCAGAACCCUGACGUGCAGCUGGCCGACCUGGCGUACACGACCACCGCCCGUCGCAACCACUACACCUACCGCGUGGUCUUUGCCGUGGACAGCGUGGCCCAGCUCCGGCAGAAACUGCAGACCUACGUGGACCGCAACCCGUCGCCGCGCGCCCUGUCGCUCAGUCGGCCCCCGGCGGUAGCUUUCGUGUUCACCGGCCAAGGGGCGCAGUAUGCGGGCAUGGGCCAGGCCCUGUUCGCGGGAUGCAUCCCCUUCCGGAGCCAGCUGCAGCAGCUGGACGAGCUGGCGACGGCGCAGGGCUUCCCCACGUUUCUAGGCGUCAUCGACGGUAGCCAGGCGGGGGAUCUGGCCGCGCAAUCGCCGGUGGUCACGCAGCUGGCGUCGACGGCGCUGCAGAUGGCGCUGGCGGAUCUCUGGAAGUCGUGGGGGGCCGUCCCCGCGGCGGUGCUCGGCCACUCGCUCGGCGAGUAUGCCGCCCUGUACGUGGCGGGCGUACUGUCGGCGAUGGACGCGCUGUUCCUGGUGGGCCGGCGCGCGCAGCUGCUCGAGGCGGCGUGUGUGGCGCACAGCCACGGCAUGCUCGCGGUGCAGGGCGCCAUUCCGGCCGCGGAGCUGCUGCGUCUCGUCGUCGACAACGACAACGAUGCUGCCAUCGGCGUGGCGUGUCUCAACUCGAAGACGGAGACGGUGCUGGCCGGCCCCGUCGAGGCGAUCGCCCGCGCGAAGGAGACCUUGGCCGCGGCGCGUCCCGAUCUCCGCUGCAUCACACUCAAGGUCCCCUUCGCCUUCCACUCGGCGCAGGUUGAUCCCAUCCUCGACGCGCUCGCCCAAGCGGCCGAGCCCAUCGUCUUCCAUUCGCCCCGCAUCCCCAUCCUAUCCCCCGUGUCGGCGAGUGUGAUCGACCGCGCGGGCAUCGUGGGCCCGGCAUAUCUCACGCGCCACGCGCGCGAGCCCGUCAACUUCGUCGGCGCGCUACACACAGCCGCGACGCAGGGGGUGAUCUCGCCGCAGACAGUGUGGCUGGAACUGGGGCCGCAUCCCAUCUGCUCGAGCAUGGUGCAGAGCGCGCUGGGCCCCGACAGCGUGGUGUGCGCGGCGCUGCAGCGCAAGGAGAGCGGGUGGAAAACCACGGCGACGGCGUUAUCGACGCUCUACCAGACCGGGGUGCCGGUGGACUGGAACGAGGUGCACGCGGGGCUGGAGCAGACCAAGGGUGUGCAGGUGCUGCGCUUGCCCACGUACAGCUUCGACGAGAAGACCUACUGGCUGGACUACACCAACAACUGGACCCUGACCAAGGGCGAACGCCUGCCUGCAUCGUCGGAGACGGUUCCAGCAGCCCCGGAGCCGCAGAGGUUCUCGACCACCUCCAUCCAGCGUAUCGUCUCGGAGACAGUCCGACCCGACGGCGGGGUGGAAGUCGUCGCCGAGGCGGAUCUCCACGAGCCCAAGCUCAAGGCGGUCAUCUCGGGCCAUCGCGUGGGCGGCGCGCCGCUGUGUCCGUCGUCGCUGAACGCGGAUAUGGCGUUCACGCUUGCCAAGUACGCGUUUCAGCUGGGCCAGGCCCCUGAAGGAAGGGUGGAGGCGGAGCCGCACAUGAACAUCUGCAAGAUGGAAUCGUCGGCGCCGUUGAUCCUGGACCUGCAGCGCGCCUCGCAGACGCUGACGAUCCGGGGGGUCUUCGACCCCGUGCACCGCCGGUGCCAGGUCUCGUUCCACACGGGCACGCAGCAGCACGCGCAGUGCGAGGUGCGGUUCGAGGAUGCGGCGCAGUGGGCGGCCGAGUUCCAGCGCCACGCGUUCCUCGUGCAGUCGCGGAUCGACUCUCUGCAGCAGCGCGACCGGCCCGGAACGCACUCACUCUACCGCGGCAUGGCGUACAAGCUCUUCACCGCGCUGGUCGACUACAGCCCCACCUUCCAGGGAAUGGAGCAGGUGGCGCUGGACAGCGCGAAUCUCGAGGCGACGGCGCGCGUGCGCCUGCAGACCACCCCGCAGGACGGGGAGUUCCUGGUCAGUCCGUAUCACACCGACAGCGUGGCGCAUAUCUCGGGCUUCGUGAUGAAUGCCACCGAUGCCAUUGACUCGGCGGCGCAGAUCUACAUCUCGCAUGGCUGGGAGAGUAUGCGCUUCGUGCGGAGGCUCGAGGUCGGUCGCGAGUACCGCUCGUAUGUCAAGAUGUCGCCUGUGAGCGAGGGUAGUAAGAUGGUCUCGGGGGAUGUGUAUGUCCUGGAGGGGCAGGAGAUCAUUGGCGUGGUUGGCGGGCUGCGGUUCCAGUGCGUGCCGCGCAAGUUGAUGCUGACGCUGCUGGGGAUCAAGGGCAGUCCGUCUGGUGGUGCACCUCAGCUGGGUUCUGCGAAGGUGGCUGUUGCUGCUGCUGCUGUCUCUUCAGUUGUACGCAAGGAACCCAGCGCCCCGAUCCAGCGCCGCAGCAGCCCGUCCAAACCAGCACCCCAACUGCCUAGCCUGCCAGCCCCCUCCGCAUCGACUCUCCCCCGCGCGCUGGACAUCAUCGCCGCCGAGGUGGGCUGCGCCGUGUCCGAGCUGGGCGACAACAUCCCCUUCGCGGAUCUGGGCGUCGACUCGCUCAUGUCGCUGUCCAUCACGGCGCGGUUCCGCGAGGAGCUGGAAAUCAACCUGGGGAACUCGAUCUUCCAGGAGCUCAGUACGGUGGGAGAGCUGAAAGCGCACCUGGCCGACUCCAGCACCGCGCCGACCCCGCCGUUGACCGAUUUUCCCUCUGACAAGGAGUCGUCCACCGAAGGGGAGCUGACCAAAGUGCACACGCCGGUGGAAUCCGACGACGAGGCGGGGGUGCUCGUGCUGAGCGACAGCGAAGACGACGACACCCUCAGCCGGACGGGGAUGAUCAUCCGGGCGACGAUCGCCGAGGAGCUCGGGGUCGAGCUCAGCGAGGUCGGGGACACGGUCGACCUCUCGCAGAUGGGGCUGGACUCGCUGAUGAGCCUGGCGAUCCUGGGGUCGCUGCGCGAGAAGACAGGGCUGACCUUCUCUCCGGACUUCCUGAUCGAACACCCGACGGUCGAGGGGAUGCUCGGCGCAUUAGGGCUAUCCCCAUCCCCCGUUGCCAAGCCAGUACCAGAGCCAGCACCAGCCAGCACCAAUCCAACAUCCCCAAAGUCCCUCCCCCCAGCCCCGAUUAUCCUACUAUCCGGCAACCCCAAAACCGCGACCCGCAGGCUCUUCCUCCUCCCCGACGGCUCCGGCGCCGCCUUCUCCUACGCGACGAUCCCAGCCCUCGACGCCACCACCGCCGUCUACGCGAUGAACAGCCCGUUCAUGCGGGACCCGCACAACUUCACCGUCAGCGUCCCCGACGUGACGACCCAGUACCUCCACGCCAUCAAAUCCCGACAACCCUCGGGCCCCUAUCUGCUGGGCGGGUGGUCCGCCGGCGGGGUGAUGGCGUACGAGCUGACGCGCCAGCUGCUGGCGCGGGGCGAGGUCGUCGAGAAGCUCGUCCUCAUCGACAGCCCCUUCCCCGUCGGCCUCGAGGCCCUGCCCCCCGUGUUCCACGAGUUCUGUAAUCGUAUUGGUCUGUUGGGUGAUGGGCAGACGAAAACGCCGGAGUGGUUGCUCCCCCAUUUCCGGGCGACGGUAACUCAACUCACGGCUUAUUCGGAGGAGUUGGCCCGGAAAAUGCCGGUAGAUGUGAGGGGGAUGCCGGCGACGACGGUGAUUUGGGCCCGGGAUGGGGUCGUCAAGAAUUCGGGGGAUCCGGAACCUCAGUGGGAGAAGGGGGUGCGAAUGCCGAACAGUAUGGCGUGGUUGUGUGGGAAUCGGCUUGAUUUGGGGGAGAAUGGGUGGGAGACACUUGUUGGGAGGGGAAAGGUACGGUGUGUGAGUAUGGAGGGGAAUCAUUUCACGAUGAUGAGAGAGCCAUUGGCUGCUGAGGUUGGGAGACUGGUCAAGGAAGCGCUGGAUGUGUAG
Molecule: messenger RNA, 6501 nt
Organism: Aspergillus aculeatinus CBS 121060
Lineage: Eukaryota; Fungi; Ascomycota; Eurotiomycetes; Eurotiales; Aspergillaceae
Product: putative polyketide synthase
Exons: 6
Coding region: 1-6501 (2166 amino acids)
Biological process (GO): secondary metabolite biosynthetic process; fatty acid biosynthetic process
Molecular function (GO): fatty acid synthase activity; phosphopantetheine binding; 3-oxoacyl-[acyl-carrier-protein] synthase activity
Source: RefSeq, a predicted model, not a curated record